AUGACAAAACUUCUGCUUGUAUCAGCGAUGGUCUUGUUGGCGUGCCUGCAACUGGGCUCUGCCUACAGACUGGUUUGCUACUUCACAAACUGGGCUCAGUACAGACCCGGAGAGGGGAAAUACCUGCCCAAGAAUGUGGACCCCUGCCUGUGCACGCAUGUGAUCUACGCCUUCGCCGGGAUGAAGAACAACGAGAUCACCACCUACGAAUGGAACGACCCGAAACUCUACCAGGAAAUUAACAGCCUUAAGAACAAGAAUGGAAACCUCAAGACUCUGUUGUCCAUUGGAGGCUGGAACUUUGGAACUCAGAAAUUCAGUGCGAUGGUGGCCUCAGCAGGAACUCGCCAGAUCUUCAUAAGGUCUGUGAUCAGCUUCCUGAGGGGUUAUGGCUUUGAUGGUUUGGACAUCGAUUGGGAAUAUCCUGGGUCUAGAGGGAGUCCUUCCGUUGAUAAACACCUCUUCACUCUUUUGAUGCAGGAACUGAUGGCAGCCUUUGAGGCUGAGGGUAGGAGCAGCGGGAAACCAAGACUGUUGCUGGCAGCAGCCGUGGCCGGAGGGAAGAGUAACAUCGAUGCUGGCUAUGAGGUUCCUCAGCUUGGACAGGUUCUGGACUUCAUCAGUGUGAUGACCUACGACUUCUAUGGAUCCUGGAGACAUGUGACAGGGGAGAAUAGCCCCCUCUACCCCUUCCCUAAUAACCAGGAUCAGACCAACCUGUACUUCAAUGUGGAAUAUGCAAUGAACUAUUGGAAGAACCAAGGAGCCCCAGCAGAGAAGCUGAAUGUUGGUUUCCCCACAUACGGACACUCCUUCCAGCUGACCUCAUCCAACACCGGGGUCUUAGCCCCAGCAAAAUAUACCAGGCAGGCCGGAAGCCUUGCUAACCCUGUUGGUUUCUUCCUCUUCCGGCAGAUCUGUACGUUCUUGAAUGGCGCCACCAAGGCGUGGGAUGCCCCGCAGAUGACUCCGUACGCAUUCAAAAAUGGAAUCUGGGUCGGGUAUGACGACCAGAAGAGCUUUGGAGACAAGGUCGAGUGGCUGAAGAGGAACAACUUUGGAGGAGCCAUGGUGUGGGAUCUUGCCCUGGACGACUUCUCUGGCGCCUUCUGUCACCAGGGACCCUACCCUCUCAUUAACACUCUGCACAGUGGCCUCGGGAUUUCUGGAGGCAGCUACUACUUCCAGCAGCUCCUGACCGUGCUUGGCUCCUACCCUGGGGACCUCCUGACAUGA
Mobula hypostoma (lesser devil ray) is the source of this 1236-nucleotide messenger RNA. RefSeq names its product acidic mammalian chitinase-like. The record is from RefSeq and is a predicted model, not a curated record. Gene Ontology annotation, molecular function: chitin binding; chitinase activity. The coding region runs from base 1 to 1236 and encodes 411 amino acids. Lineage: Eukaryota; Metazoa; Chordata; Chondrichthyes; Myliobatiformes; Myliobatidae. The transcript is spliced from 11 exons. Gene Ontology annotation, biological process: carbohydrate metabolic process; chitin catabolic process. Gene Ontology annotation, cellular component: extracellular region.